AUGGCGGUGACUAAUGAUGUAGAAGUGGUGAUUGGUGGUCAUUCUGGUAAUAGUGGUUAUUGUGUCCUAUUUCCAAUGGAAACCGCAAGGCUGAAAUUUUAUGAUUUUUUGCCUCUUAUGGCUGAAAAAUUAGGUGGAGAUGGUUUGAUAAAUGAGAUGUGUAAUGGUUUUCAAUUAUUAAUGGACAAAGAUAAAGAGGUCAUCACAUUUGAGAGCCUUAAGAAGAAUUCUGCUUUGAUGGGGCUUCAAGAUUUGAAAGAUGAUGAUCUUUGGAGUAUGAUUAAAGAAGGUGAUUUUGAUGGAGAUGGAGUUCUCAAUCAGAUGGAAUUUUGUGUGUUGAUGUUUAGAUUGAGUCCUACGUUAAUGGAUCAGUCUAAUUUUUUAUUAGAAGAGGCUCUUCAAAAUGACUUCAAAGAUUAUGACUUUGCCUUGUAA
Messenger RNA from Lycium ferocissimum, 435 nucleotides. Its product is annotated as calcium-binding protein PBP1-like. The record is from RefSeq and is a predicted model, not a curated record. The coding region runs from base 1 to 435 and encodes 144 amino acids. Lineage: Eukaryota; Viridiplantae; Streptophyta; Magnoliopsida; Solanales; Solanaceae. The transcript has 2 exons. Gene Ontology annotation, molecular function: calcium ion binding.